Tribolium madens (black flour beetle) is the source of this 1624-nucleotide messenger RNA. RefSeq names its product actin-5C. NCBI's taxonomy places the organism in Eukaryota, Metazoa, Arthropoda, Insecta, Coleoptera, Tenebrionidae. The record is from RefSeq and is a predicted model, not a curated record. The coding region runs from base 175 to 1305 and encodes 376 amino acids. Gene Ontology annotation, biological process: mitotic cytokinesis. The transcript is spliced from 2 exons.
UCCAAGCCACUAAACUCGCCCGGAGCGGAAUUAUUGUUUGGAUCACCACCCGGACUCACCCGGACAAGUCCAGUUUUUCGAAGCCGGCUUCCUCGAAAUCUCAACCGGCUCUUUCAUUCGUUGAUUGUUCGUUGGUGUCGUGUGACGUGUCUUCAAACGUAAAUACUAAUCAAGAUGUGUGACGAAGAAGUAGCCGCAUUGGUGGUCGAUAACGGCUCCGGUAUGUGCAAGGCCGGCUUCGCCGGGGACGACGCCCCCCGUGCUGUGUUCCCGUCGAUUGUGGGUCGCCCCCGCCACCAGGGUGUGAUGGUGGGUAUGGGCCAGAAGGAUUCGUACGUCGGUGAUGAGGCCCAAAGCAAGCGAGGUAUUUUGACAUUGAAAUACCCGAUUGAGCACGGUAUUGUGACAAACUGGGACGAUAUGGAGAAAAUCUGGCAUCACACUUUCUACAAUGAGUUGCGUGUCGCCCCCGAGGAGCAUCCCGUCCUCUUGACUGAAGCCCCCUUGAACCCUAAAGCGAAUAGAGAGAAGAUGACCCAAAUAAUGUUCGAGACGUUCAACACGCCGGCGAUGUAUGUCGCUAUUCAAGCAGUAUUGUCUUUGUAUGCUUCCGGUCGUACGACUGGUAUUGUGUUGGAUUCGGGUGAUGGUGUCUCGCACACUGUCCCGAUUUAUGAAGGGUAUGCUUUGCCACAUGCAAUCCUUCGUUUGGAUUUGGCUGGGAGGGAUUUGACCGAUUACCUCAUGAAAAUCCUGACUGAACGUGGCUAUUCCUUUACUACAACCGCCGAGAGGGAAAUCGUGCGUGAUAUCAAAGAGAAACUCUGCUAUGUAGCGUUAGAUUUUGAACAAGAAAUGGCGACUGCUGCGAGUUCUAGCUCCUUGGAGAAGAGUUACGAGUUGCCUGAUGGGCAAGUCAUCACCAUCGGUAAUGAGAGGUUCCGUUGUCCUGAAGCCCUCUUCCAGCCGUCGUUCUUGGGAAUGGAAGCGUGUGGUAUCCACGAGACUACUUACAACUCGAUCAUGAAGUGCGAUGUUGAUAUCCGUAAAGACCUCUACGCUAAUACUGUCCUCUCUGGAGGUACUACAAUGUAUCCGGGGAUUGCUGAUCGUAUGCAGAAGGAGAUCACCGCGUUAGCCCCCUCGACGAUGAAAAUCAAAAUAAUUGCCCCACCUGAAAGGAAAUACUCUGUGUGGAUCGGUGGUUCCAUCCUAGCUUCACUCUCUACAUUCCAACAGAUGUGGAUUUCCAAACAGGAAUAUGACGAAUCUGGACCAUCCAUCGUCCACAGGAAAUGCUUCUAAAUUUCUUUUUCCAACUUGCAACAUUCCACUAUUUAGUCAUCAGUUCAAUUUCGUUUGUAUAUUAACUGCGAUAGGAGGCCUUUGUGCCUAAAGAACUGCCAUUUUUUGUAUGUUGACAAGCAAUGUACGGUUUCAUAUUUGCACUAGGCCAAAGUAUUACUAUCUUAUUAUAAUUUAUUCCGUACGCAGAAGACUCUAUUAUUAUGUAUUUACUUUAGGCUAACACUUAUGGGAUAAUAAAAUAGUUAAAAUUUGUAAAAUACACUUGACUUUUUAUUUAUAAUUUAUUCAGUUUUCUACAAUAAACACAAAAUGCCAA